Molecule: messenger RNA, 1664 nt
Organism: Aspergillus glaucus CBS 516.65
Lineage: Eukaryota; Fungi; Ascomycota; Eurotiomycetes; Eurotiales; Aspergillaceae
Product: putative L-serine dehydratase
Exons: 2
Coding region: 399-1664 (421 amino acids)
Biological process (GO): L-threonine catabolic process; L-serine catabolic process
Molecular function (GO): pyridoxal phosphate binding; threonine deaminase activity; L-serine ammonia-lyase activity
Source: RefSeq, a predicted model, not a curated record
UUAUCUUGCGCAUUCUUCCUCAAAGUUACUCAACGGAAAAUCGGAUUCGGGAGGCGACAUGGCGAGGGUUGAUAGAGGAUCGGGGCGGGAAACUCGGAAGUUCCCCGCGGCAAACUUUUGAGGGUUAUCAUCGGGAAGUCGCCAUUUGUAUAUCAGAACCGGUUGUACAAAUGGGUUGGAUCAUUCAUCAAAACUAUUCAGAACAGUGAGGUCUUGUAUAUUCUUUGCCUUCCUCUUUCUUCACUCUAUCUGUACCAAGUAUCUGUUCCAUAUCUCUAAACCCUGAUUCAAACCCGAUCUAUACAAUCGAUCCUGCCUAUUUUGGAACACUAUCUCAUCCUUCUUUUUUAUAUUUCCUAAUACUUCCAAGUCAUCCUCCCAACAGGGCGACAAGCAAAAUGGGAAGCAUCGCUCCAGAACAAACCACAACCCCCAUCCCCCAAAGCCCAUGGAUCCAAACCCCCCUCGUUGAAUCCGCCUCUCUCUCCCGCGCAGCAGGCUGUCGCAUCUUCCUCAAACUCGAAAAUGUUCAACCAAGCGGCUCCUUCAAGUCCCGCGCCAUGGGCAACCAAAUCCUCUCACACCUCAAGAACCCAGCGCACGCAGGCCGCCCCGUGCACUUCUACGCCUCGUCCGGCGGCAACGCGGGUCUUGCUGCUGUCUGCGCAUCCAGGAGCCUGGGGUACCCGUGCACGGUUGUGUUGCCGACGAGCACGAAGCCGAUGAUGGUGGAGCGGUUGCGGACGGCGGGGGCGGUUAGUGUGGUGCAGCAUGGGGAGACGAUUUCUGAGGCCGGGGAGUUCAUGAAGGAGGUGCUUAUGAAGGAGGUUGGGGAGGGGGAGAGUGAGGAUGUGGUCAAGGUUGCGCUGCAUCCAUUUGAUAAUGAGCCGAUUUGGCAGGGGAAUAGCACUAUUGUCGAUGAACUCGCCACUCAGCUUCCUGCGUCUGCAUCUGUGGAAUCUUACCACGACAAACCACUUCCACUUGACGCAAUCAUCUGCAGUGUUGGUGGCGGAGGCCUCCUCAACGGUUUGAUCAUGGGUCUUGAACGCGAACGCCAGAAGAAGCACCUCCCCGUUUCUAAAAAAGACAUCCACCUCCUCGCCAUCGAAACCUUAGGCACCGACUCCCUCGCCCAAGCCAUGGCUCAGAAAUCUCACAUCUCGCUCUCCAGAAUUACUUCCCAAGCUAUCUCCCUCGGCUGCGUCCGCGUUUCUGAAAAGACAUUCAACUACGCCCUCUCCCCGCCACCGGGGCUGAAAGUGCACAGCGCCGUUUUGUCAGAUGCAGACGCUGCGCGCGGCUCGCUUCGUCUGGCUGAUGAUGAGCGGUUGCUCGUGGAAUUGGCAUGCGGUGUCUGCGUUGAAGCUGCUGUUGGCGACGCCGGCAAAGCGCGUGCGGCUAUGAUCAGCAAAAAGCGGAAGAGGUCUUCAUCUGACGAGGGGUAUGGGGAUGAUCGAUCUUCUGUCGAGAAUGAUGCCGGAUCCUUGCCGUCGUCGGUAUCGGGUGAGGUUGGCUCGUUGCAGUCGAAGCUGAAGCAGUUGGUGCCGGAUUUGAACCCCGAGAGUCGUGUGGUGAUUGUUGUUUGUGGUGGGAGUAAUGUUUCUGUUGAUGUUGCGGUGGAGUGGAGGAAGAUGUUGCGAGAGGGAUGGGGUAAGCAGUGA